UUGGAAAAGAUUCGUGAACUGAUUUCUCUGUUGGAAUCCGGGGUUGAGGACUACGAUGCUCAGUUGAAGGUCAUGCAGGCCGAACGGCUGAAAUAUAUUCGACUCUCAAUGACAAACGGAUUUGGGACAGAAGAAGGCGAUUCUAAGGAAUCAUGGCUGCUGCACCUCAAGCAGCUGGAGGAUGCCCUCACGCUCCGCCGGGACAGCAUACGACAGGCAAUUCAACAAACCGCAGAGGAUAUUCAGAAAGAGGAAAAUGCAUGA
This is a messenger RNA of Geodia barretti, 264 nucleotides long. Lineage: Eukaryota; Metazoa; Porifera; Demospongiae; Tetractinellida; Geodiidae. The record is from the annotation of a GenBank genome assembly.